UAUGAUAGAGGGAAACUUAAGUGAACUAAUUUGGGGAAGUGUAGAACUGACAUUGAAUGUUCUAUUAUUGGAUAGAUUAAGGUUGCCUUAAAAAAUACCAGCUUAAGGAGUAUUGAGAUUGUCACUCAUUCAUGAGUACAAUAAUUACUCAGACACCAAGGUAUGAUGGUGUUCCUUAGCUAGGUGAGAUAUGUAGUAGCCUCACUACUUACCCCAGAUAUUUAUAAAUACUUUCGUAAUUUCCAAGAUCCACUUCAAUUUAUAUAUGGGUGCUUCAUGUUCUUCGAUCUCCUUGUUAUCUUAGAGAUUAUCACUAAUACAGAUACUAUCUAUGCUGCCACUCUUCUCUUAAGACUAUUGCGUAUCAUUAAUAUUCUCUAACAAAUCAUUAAAGCUGCCAUGACUAUAAAAAUCAAGAAGACCAUAAAAUACAUUCCUCCUCCUGUUAUUAAGCCAUCUGAAGUAUCUCCACCUUAAUCAUUGAUUACAACCAAAGCCAAUUCUCAUGAUGAAGAAUAAGAAGUACUCAAAUAACCAAAAAAACCAUAAAAUCCUUGUCUAUACUAAUUCAACAUCAGAACUUCUAAAUCUUCUGUGAUAACCAUUAAUACUAAUGAUAUUACAUAAUUAGACUAUCUUUUAGAUCAAAAAUUAUAUUUGGACAAAAGAACCAUGCUUAUGAUUAAGUUAAAUCUUUGUCUCAAGGCAUAUAAUUAAAACAAUAUAAAAAAGUUACCCACAUCUGAAAUACUUCUCAAACAGAUAGCUAACUAUUAGGCUGAGUUAAUGCUUAUGCAUUCAUGAUUU
This is a messenger RNA of Paramecium pentaurelia, 807 nucleotides long. Lineage: Eukaryota; Ciliophora; Oligohymenophorea; Peniculida; Parameciidae. The record is from the annotation of a GenBank genome assembly.